AUGUCCAUUGAUGGAAGCGAUCCCAAAAAGAGGCAACUAAGACUCAUAUCAGUGGCAUUUAAAGAAGCGUCAAUUGAUUCACCAUCCUUUCGUGCAUCUGUAAAUUUCUUCCAAACCAGAGUGGAUGCGCUAGAAGAUUGGAUAGAAAAGACGGUGGACUUUUUUGACCAGAAGUACAAGGUGUCGUUUGAGGAUUUUCGGCGGGCCAAAGAAACUCUUUUAUCCCAAUUGUUGCCUUCUCCUGCCUUGCUGAGUAAUGGGUUUGUCAGUAAUCAAUCGUUUACUCCCAGACUGAUUGACGGCUUCAAUAAGGACUAUUAUGAUUUCUCUAUGAAGCUGCUAAAGAUUGUAAAGGGUGAUGAUUCUAGCCAUUCAACUGCUCUGUUGGAACUUAUGACUAAUGCAAUUGAACCAUAUACAAAUAUGAGAAAAAAUUUUGAUUUUUACCAAGGUAAAUAUGACAGCAUGUUGGCAUCCUACCAGGCCAUAAGGGUUUCCAGAACCAGUUUGGAACCCUCUUCUAUCAAAGGUGAUGCUUUGCAAUUAUUUGAAGUUCAAAAAAGUUAUCUGAAAGCUUCCUUAGACCUCAUAAGCGCAAUAUCAGUAGUAAAAUUAAGUUUAGACAAAUUCAUAUUAGAAUCGAUGAAAGUAUUAAAAUGCCGGAGCAUUUUUAUAACAAAGGAUACUGGAAAAAAAAUUGAUUUAUCUCCCUCUAUUAACGAUUACUUGGAUAGUUACUCCAUAUGGGUAGAAAAUUCCAUCGAAGGUUCCAAGAUCUUAAGUUCUGAUAUCAGUAGUGCUAAAAAGCAAGCGUAUGGUUAUACACUGAAAAGAAUUACGCCAUCCAGUGAUGUUAGUGACUAUAACAUCAGAUCGAUACAUUCUUCGAAGCUACUAUCGAGGGACACACAGGCACCCGAAAAAUCGCCUGAAAAAUCUGGAUGGCUUUACAUGAAGACUCAAGUAGGGAAAACAAAUAGAGAAAUAUGGGUAAGAAGGUGGUGUUUUCUGAAAAACGCUGUAUUUGGGAUGUUCCUUUUAUCGCCCUCAAAGACCUAUGUGGAGGAAACUGAUAAGUUUGGUGUCUUUCUUACUAAUGUGCGGUAUGAUCCAGAAGAGGAUCGAAAAUUUUGCUUUGAAGUAAAAAUCUUUGGCAAUAAAGCGACAGAUUUGCAUGAAAACAUGUCAAAGGAUAUCACAUUGGUUUUUCAAACUUCCAAUUUUCGAAAUUUGAAAUCAUGGUUAGUUGCAUUUGAAACGACAAAAAAGUAUGUUAUGAAUUUACAGCAUGAUAGUCUUGAAUAUGAACUAGCGUUCAAGAGGUUUUCUCCAAAAUUUUUUGAGUUCGCCUCUAGUACGACAACUUCCAUAGAUCAAUUGAUAACGACGUUUGAUAAAGAAACUGAGUCCUUAUAUGACACCUUGAAUUGUUCUAUAUCUGAAUAUGAUAUUUUGACUUUAGGAGAGGAGAGGGUAUUCCAAUUUCAAAUGCCUGCAACACCAAUAUCUACUAAAAUGACACAGCUUGCUAUUUUAUCCAACUUUCUCACAAAGGGUAGUUGGUUCCCCAAUGCUGUUCUUGCAAAUAUAUGGGGUACAACUGAUUGGAGUGAAUAUAGUAUACUACCAAGCAGGGGGAAGAAGCCUUCCUCGCUGUUAACAAAGGACGGAAAGAGGCUUCCUAUAAGAAACUCUACUAUAUAUCCCCAUUAUUAUUCUAAUGAGCUGAAGAUCAUUGAUCUUCAAUUCAAAUCGCUGGUAUUUUCUCCGGACCAAAGAUUGGAGAAACUACCGGAAGAUCUUUUACUUUUUAAAUUCGAAGCAUUUUGGUGUCCCAACAAGAAACAAAAAUUCUCAGCAACCUGUUUUUGCACGAAAGACUACAUUUAUUGCUACAUGAACUCUAUGGAAUUUAUUUGUCUUACAAAGAUCAAUCUAGCUGAGAUUGUUUCUGUAGAGGCCGACAAAUCAUCAGAAAAAACUCUAAAACUUUAUGAUGCCAGCGGUUUACAAAUGACUGCUGUCAUUUUAUUUGCUGACUAUAAACUUGUUGCAUCUAAGCUGCAGUAUCUUCUGGAAAACAAAGCUAUAAAAAAUCCAAAUAGUAACGAGGAAAUUUUAGUGAAAUUUGAGCAGAUGGAAAAGGAGUUUCAAGAAAAAAACCAAGAGGAAUUAUAUAAGACAGAGCAAGAAGAAAAGUCUAAUUAUAAAGGGAUGACUAGUAUGGCCAAAAAUAUUAGAUCACGUGUGACAUUCUGGGAGAUGCCUGAUGAUGCAUCUUCUUUGUUGAAAAGGCUCAAAAAACUUCAAACAGAGUACACAAUUACGUAUCAUCACGAGUAUGACAUAUCCAGUAAAGGACUGGCUCAUAUAUUGUUUGGGGAUAGAUCGAAUGUCUUUCCAAAAUGCUUAUUUCUAGCAAGAAAAGAUAGGAAGGAAAACGUUAAGUCGUUUUGGCAUAAAGAAAAAGGCAUUAACGACAAACAACAACUAGUACGGAAAAUACCGUUCCAAUUGGAUAUUACCGGCAAUUUUUUAAAUACUAGAAAACAUCAUGGAAAUGAAGAAUUCAAAGUCAUCUUUGCUACUCAGAGAAUUGUCAAUAUCGUCGAGAACAAAUAUUAUGAAGUUGACUUGGAUCCAUUCUAUAUCAAAGUGCCAUUUUGUCAUUUAUUAAGAGCUUCAGUAAAGUUUAUUAUUACCGAGUCAUACGAUACUGACAGUCAUCUGGAAAUCAAACUGAAUAUGACGGCAAAUAGUUCUUCACUUCAUGUUUUGUACAAACUUGAGUACGUUGACAAUAAGACUGGGGAAACAGUGAAAAAGCUAUCUUUGGCUGAAAUAAUAUGCCAAAAAUGGGUGUUGAAAUUUGCGCAUAGCGAGUUCCUGCUGAUAAGAAAGGUGUUACGAUUCUAUUUAGAAAAAAUUGGCAAAUACGGAAAAGUUAUUAAAGCCAUCAAACUAUGCGGUAUUAUAGGUCUUUCCGGCAGCAAAAAUGAAGAAUGUGCUGCUGACAGAAGUGAUAAACCCAAGAAAAGCGAUAAAUCUAAGAAAAGUGAAAGUAUGCGAUAUGACAUUAAGUAUUCUUGUACUGUCCUUUUCUUAAUAUUCAUUAAACUGAUGGUUUACAGGAUAACUAAUUUAACAUUUGUAUUCAUUAGAAUACUGAUCGGUAUUUUAUUAUUAUGCGCAGAAAAGUUUUCUCGGAUCAAUCGAACGAUGGUGGUUGGCCUAUUAGCAUCUAUCGCGAUCAGUACAUUUUUGUCGGGAAGGGCAUCUGUUUCGUACUGGUCUGUAAAGAGAGCUGAAAAAUUGUUUAACGAUCGUCUGGGAUCAGAUAAGUUCACGAUACAAAGGGCCAUUUACAUAAGUGAUUUGGACCUACUGACCAGUCAAUUGUCAGUAACACCAAAUAAUCCCAUUUUCGAAAAGUUCAGUGGGGACAAUUUCAAUAAGGACUAUCAGUAUAGGGAAACCCGAAAACAGUUGGCUAUGAGGAGGAAUGAGCUGCUGGUUGAACUAAGGAUACUUCAAGACAUGGAGAAACAAUUAGUACAUGGCGACUAUGAAAAAUUUUUAGUGGAAGAAGUAAACAAGUGUUCGUUGGUGUCGACAGAAAUGGCUGAUCUUUGGUUGAAUGAUACUCAAUUGCGUAAUUACUGUUCUGUCUGUAAUGAAGAGAUCGUAAAGUUGGGGUCGUCAAUAAUAUGA
Messenger RNA from Saccharomyces kudriavzevii IFO 1802, 3711 nucleotides. It is a transcript of the gene SIP3, whose product is annotated as Sip3p. The transcript has a single exon. The coding region runs from base 1 to 3711 and encodes 1236 amino acids. Gene Ontology annotation, cellular component: plasma membrane; cytoplasm; endoplasmic reticulum. The record is from RefSeq and is a predicted model, not a curated record. NCBI's taxonomy places the organism in Eukaryota, Fungi, Ascomycota, Saccharomycetes, Saccharomycetales, Saccharomycetaceae. Gene Ontology annotation, molecular function: protein binding.